Messenger RNA from Pseudomassariella vexata, 4052 nucleotides. Its product is annotated as NAD-specific glutamate dehydrogenase. Gene Ontology annotation, molecular function: L-glutamate dehydrogenase (NAD+) activity. Gene Ontology annotation, cellular component: mitochondrion. The record is from RefSeq and is a predicted model, not a curated record. The coding region runs from base 487 to 3729 and encodes 1080 amino acids. NCBI's taxonomy places the organism in Eukaryota, Fungi, Ascomycota, Sordariomycetes, Amphisphaeriales, Pseudomassariaceae. The transcript is spliced from 3 exons.
GCAAAGGCCAAGCGGUGAAGCUUCCGUGUCAGAAAGGCAGGAGAUAAUGCUGUCUGUCUGUGGCAUUUUGACAUGCAUCGGCCGAACCUGUGCUGCAACAUGUCACUGUUGAUGAUGACAACGCUGUUCCCUGCUUCUCCCGAUGCCGGCAUCUGUAUGUCAAUCAUUCCCCAAGGCAUGUCAAUGACCUCGUAAUUAUCUGCUCACUCGUUGUGUGUAUCCUGAUAUCUACCACAAGAGAGUCUGCAGUACAAUUGGCGAUAAACAUUGUACAUCCGCCGCAAUGGCUCCCUCCGCACUGCCCUUCCCAUCACUCCCCGUCACUCUACCUUGACGAUCCAAACUCCGCUUCCCCAGACUGGACUGGUCUGGUCUGGUCUCUCACCGCAACAGACGUCCCAUAUAUUUAACCUAAUCUUUGUUCCAUUCUCCCUUUGCUCUUCUCGUCCUUCUAGUACCUCACUACCUUUGUUCCUUCCAUUCGCUAUGGGUGCCAAGAUAUUGACCCUUCAGACGACUGACUUGUCUCUGGACAGAUUCCCAGACUACGCAGAUCCUCUUGAAUCUUUUAACCCAUUCGUCACCAUGGCCACCAACGGAACUGCACCGAUUAACAAGCUGGUGUCCCAGAUUCAAGACGAACCAAGCCGUCAUCCUUCGCCUCAGCCAACUCAUUUCUCUAUACCCCAGAGAAGUAACGGCAAUGGACACAGAAUCCUUCGAUCCGCAACCGUUGGGUAUAUUAACCCCGAGUUUGCUGGAAAGGCGGAGCAGAUGAAACAAGUGCGGGAGAUCCUCGUUAAGGAAGGCUGGAUCCCGGAAUCACACGUUGAGGAUCAGCUCAAGUGGUUCUAUACCUCACUGGGCAUUGACGAUGUAUACUUUCAACUUGAAAGAGUCGAAGUCAUAGCGAUCCAUAUUCAGUCUCUCUACGCUGCCAAGGUUGCGGCAAACUCGCGAGUGGACAAACGCGAAGAAAUUCGAUUAGAUAUGGAGGCCACGGACCACGCUAUCUACAUUGACACGAGCGAGCCGGGCAAGACCAACAUGGGCGGACCCCGGUACGAGCAGCGUCUCGAAGCCAAGUACCUGGACAACACCGACAACAAACGCUUCCGGGUGGAGACAUUCCGUUCCACUGGCACCUUGUCGCCCGAGGCCUCGUCCAAGACGUCUUUACGUUGUUACUUUGUGUACGAAUGCCAGUUCGUUGACUCGAACCCCGCCCCAGAAGAGACCCGGCUUGAGGUUAUCAGCGACCGUAUGUUUCUGAACAAGGCGACAAGGAACACGAAGCAGAUCUACGAAGAGAUUAUCAAAUUAGCAGUCAGUAGAACUGGUCCUGUCAUUGAGGUAUUCGACAUCGAGGGUUCCCAGGAGAAGCGGUUGGUGGUGGCGUUCCGCUCGCGAACAGCUAGGGGCAUGUUCAGCGCGCUGAGCGAUCUCUACCACUACUAUGGUGUCACGAGCACCAGAAAAUACGUCGAGCAAUUCUCCAACGGCAUCACCGUCAUGAGUUUCUACCUCAAGCCCGCCGCCCACCUGGAAGCCGAUGUGCCGCCCAUUGAGCAGUCGAUCCACCAGAUCACCAAGGAGAUAUCCCUCCUUUACUGCAUCCCCCAGAACAAACUGCACUCUCUCUUUGCGUCUGGUUUGCUGAGUCUCCAAGAAGCCAUCUACGGACAUUGCGUCUGGGUCUACGUGCAGCACUUCCUCAAUCGACUUGGGUCUGAGUAUGCCUCUCUAUCGCAGGCGUUGGAUCCCAACAAGAACGAGCACGCGGAGAUCCUGUCCAAGCUGAAGCGCCGUCUCCGUACCGAGACCUUCACUCCGGACUAUAUCCUCGAAAUCAUCAUGAACUACCCCGAUCUUGUCCGUGCCUUGUAUGCAUCCUUCGCCAAUGUGCAUCUGAGUGUUGGUGCUGGCUUCGAGAGACAGUUCAUUGCACCUACCCCUGCGGUGGAUGUCAUGUCGGACGCCCGACUGAAGGAGAAGAUCACUCGCGACGUAUCUAACGAGCACGAGGAGAUGGUCAUGACCGCCUUCAGAAUCUUCAAUACUUCCAUUUUGAAGACCAACUACUUCACCCCGACCAAGGUUGCUCUGAGUUUCCGACUUGACCCCUCUUUCCUGCCCGAGUUUGAAUAUCCCAAACCCCUUUACGGCAUGUUCCUUGUCAUCAGUGCAGAAUCCCGAGGUUUCCACCUCCGAUUUAAGGACGUCGCUCGUGGUGGUAUCCGGAUUGUCAAGUCUCGUUCGAAGGAGGCAUACUCAAUCAACGCCAGGAAUCUGUUUGACGAGAACUAUGGUCUGGCUAGCACACAGCAACGCAAGAACAAGGACAUUCCGGAGGGCGGAUCCAAGGGGGUCAUUCUCCUCGACGCGAAGCAGCAGGACAAGGCCGAUGAGGCCUUUGAGAAAUACAUCGAUAGUAUCCUCGACUUGCUACUCCCUGCUCAGACGCCAGGUAUCAAGAACCCACUGGUGGAUCUUUACCACAAAGAGGAGAUCCUGUUCAUGGGACCGGACGAGAACACUGCAGACCUGGUAGACUGGGCAACCGAGCAUGCCCGCGCUCGCGGGGCUCCUUGGUGGAAGUCCUUCUUCACUGGGAAAUCUCCCAAGCUGGGUGGUAUCCCUCACGAUGCCUACGGCAUGACGACACUCUCAGUCCGAGAGUACGUGAAGGGUAUCUACCGCAAGAAGGAGCUCAACCCUGCCGAGGUCAAGAAGAUGCAGACUGGCGGGCCAGAUGGCGACUUGGGAAGCAACGAGAUCCUGCUAAGCAACGAGAAGUACACAGCCAUCGUCGAUGGUGCGGGUGUGCUUGUGGACCCCAAUGGAAUCAAUAAGGACGAGCUUGUCCGUUUGGCUAAGGGCCGACUCAUGAUCUCUCAUUUUGACAUCUCCAAGCUGUCAAACGACGGAUUCCGGGUGCUUUGCGAAGACACCAACGUCAAGCUUCCCACUGGUGAGGUGAUUGCCAACGGCACCGCGUUCCGCAACACCUACCACCUGCGAGACAGCGGCCUGACCGACUGCUUUGUGCCUUGUGGUGGCCGUCCCGAGUCGAUCGAUCUGGUGUCUGUUGGCAAGCUCAUCAAGGACGGAAAGUCGACCGUACCCUACAUUGUGGAGGGUGCCAAUCUAUUCAUCACUCAGGAUGCCAAGUUGCGCCUAGAGGAGGCUGGGUGUGUCCUGUUCAAGGAUGCAUCUGCCAACAAGGGCGGCGUGACGUCUUCAUCCCUCGAAGUGCUUGCCUCGCUCAGCUUCGACGACGAAGGCUUUGUCACGCACAUGUGUCAUAACGCCAAGGGUGAGGCACCUGCAUUCUACAAGGCUUAUGUCCAGCAGGUCCAGGCAACCAUCUGCGAGAAUGCCCGCCUGGAGUUCGAGGCCAUUUGGCGGGAGCAUGAGCAGACGGGCAUUGCCCGCUCAAUCCUCUCAGACAAAUUGUCGAAUGCCAUCACGGAACUGGACGAAGAGUUACAACACUCUGACCUGUGGAAGGACGAGAAGAUUCGCCAGGCCGUGCUGACUGACGCCCUACCCAAGCUCUUGCUGGACAAGAUCGGCCUGGACACCAUUGUCUCCCGUGUUCCCGAGGCAUAUCUGCGUGCCAUCUUUGGCAGCUACCUGGCAUCCCGGUUCGUCUAUGAGUUUGGUUCUCAGCCCAGCCAGUUUGCCUUUUACGACUUCAUGGCGAAAAGAAUGGCCAACAUCAAAUAAGCGUCCCAGUACGAAGUUUGGUGCAACGGCGACAGACGUGUCUCCAGCCGUGAUAUGAACGAAGGGAAGGCAGGAUGGAAACAACCGUAUCUAGCGGUUUAGUCUGGGCGAUGGUGUUUCAAAAACCAUGAGCACAAAACAUGGCUUAUGUGAUGAGCGAUGAACAGGAUAUUUCCUUUUUGCAACGGCGUCAUGGAAGUUCAACGGAGAGUUAAUAGACUAGCGAUACACGGACUGUAUGAUUUGCUCUCCUUGAUAGCCUCAUAGAUGUUAGAUGAGCAUGCAUAUAUAGCAUAGCUGAAAUUCAUUUCUAAUCUACCUCG